AUGAUCACUGUUGGCCAACUCAUUUGCCACACUACAACCCGGAAGUGGCUAGUAUGUAAGCUAACGUAACUUAACGAGCGAAGUAGUCUUGUGAAUUCUGCAGGUUGUCUUAGCAGGGUGAUGUUUGGGGGAUAUGAGGAGAGACUGGCGCUGGAAGAUGAGCUGUAUGGAGAGGGGGAGGAGUCAGGCGGGUCAGAGGUUGACGACAGCGAAUUAGAAUUCAGGCUCUACAGCCAGCUCCAUUACUCCUCCAAUCCAGGAGAUGGGGUGGAGGAGGGCCAGGGGCUGGGGGAAGAGACCUGCAGAGAGAAGGGUGGAAUUGAGGAGGAGGAGCUGCAGAAGAGCAAGGCCGAACAGCACUUAACCCUGUCACAUGAUCUCAGUGGCAAGGAUCUACGGCAACACCUGGUGGGGGACACAGAGCAGAAAAAGUUGACAAGUAAAAAAGUCAGACAAAAAAGCCAACUGAAUGUGAAACAGCAGAGAGACGUCUCCAAAGGUGACCCCAAAGUUCAAAGGUUGUUCCAGGAAGUCAUUGUCAUAGACUUGGGCAGUGAUGAUGUCAUCACGGUCUCAGACAACACCGAGGAUGAUGAAGGGGUGUGUAACCUGAAAUGUCUCAAUUUGCCAACUGGACCCGCGAAGACCUCGACCCCGGUCUUGCAGCGGAACUCGGCGAAAGUUUCUGCGAGCGGCAUCAGCAUGGACUCCGAUUCGGUGCUGGUCUUGGAUUCGGAUUCUGAAUCGGAGUCAGAAUCGGAUUCUGACGGUCUGGAGAGCUGGAUGAUUCUUGGAACAGGAAAACAAGAUGGUGACCAGAGCAUUAGCCUGAACCUGGAGGGAAGUGGAGAGAUGCAAGAUGGGGACAGUGUGGGAAGCUGGUUGAUAUCAAACAAGGACAAAGAGGCUCAGAUCUUUAACCGACGUUUCAUUGGUCCUUCACCGAGGGGGCGUGUUACUAACCGUUACUAUACCGACAAGAAUGUCACCUGCCGCAGCUGCAAAAAGACCGGACACCUGUCCAAGAAUUGUCCUACACCCAAGAAGGAUCCGUGCUGUAUGUUGUGUGGGGAGCCCGGUCACCGGAUCCAGAGUUGCCCCAGCCGGCACUGUAACCGAUGUGGCCUCCCCGGUCAUGAGUAUGCGGCGUGUCACGGGCCCAACCUCCGCUUCAAACAGUGUCACCGCUGCGGGAUGCAUGGGCAUCUCAACAACACCUGCCCAGAGAUCUGGAGACAAUACCACAUCACGACUAAGUCAGGUCCCCUGGUGACGUUACCAGGGAAUGACGCUGCUUCCAACAACCUUCCCUACUGUUACAACUGUUCCCAUAGAGGACACUUUGGAUUUGACUGCUCACAGAGGAGGAUGUUUGCAGGAAUACUUCCCUGCUCUCCGUUUAUCAACCACUACGACUCACCCAGUGAUCUCCGCAAGCUGGAAGUCCGCACUCGGCAUAGAGUUAAAGAGUUAAAGGAUGCAGGUGUUUUUCAGUCCCAGCUCUCACCACAGAGUGGCGCCAGAGACGAGCCACCCGGUAAACGUCAGCGACCCAACCCCAGCCCGUACUCCAAACGUAAACACAGUGAUGCGCCUGUCCGUACUCACAUCCGGUUCACCGAUGGUCAGGAGAAACCAUGGACUCCUAAACACAAGUUGAAGGAGAGUGGAGAAGGGAGACAUGUUACUCCAGCCAAAAGCAGCCCGUCUGAGAACAGCCAGCCGCGGGGCCAGAAAGGGCAGAAGAGGAACAAACAGAAACAAGUCCAAAACAAAAUGGCUUCCGUCUCCUCAGCCGUGGAUGACUGUCUGGCCUUCCCCCGCGGAGGGGCCCCCCACCAAAAGAAAGGUCGAAAGGGCCCCCAGUCUUCAGCCGGAGCCCCUCUCCCCUUCAGCACUAAGGGGCCCCCCUCCCAUGCCCCCGAGCGUUUAUUUGGGGCGGAGAAAAAGGGUUUGAGUAAAAACAAGAGGAGGAGGGCCAAUGGCAGGGAGAGGAAGGCUAAGAUGACCAGUGAGGAGAUGUACCCUUCAGAUGAAAACCUGUUCCUCAUCAAGCAGAGGAAACCAAGAAGAUAAUUGGGUGCCACCCGUGUGUGUGUGUGUGUGUGUGUGUGUGUGUGUUUGACAGUGUGUGUGAGAGAAAAUACAUAUGUCAAUACAGUGAGUACAGAGACGUCACCACGACAACGUGAUAGCGUAUACAGAGACGUCACCAAGGCCACAUGAUGGUGAAUACAGGGACGUCACCACGACAACGUGAUACUGGGAUGUCACCACGACAGCGUUAUACAGGAAAGUCACCAGGACAUGCAUGCACUGAUUCAGGUCAACCACACGUUGCAGACUAGUGUUAACAGCUGAAGAAGCGAUAAAGAGACGACCCCCCCCCCCUCACCAGAAGACAGUUAAAAGAGCCAUCUGUGUUAACGUGGGUUUUUCUUUGGGUGAUUUUGAUUUUCUUUUUUACUAUCUGAGCUCCUCUCUGCCAAUCAAACCCAAUAUUUUCCUAAAUUGAUUUUUUUUUUUCUUCUCAAAAUUGGACCCUGAAAAUUAGGUGUUUUUUACAGAUUACGGAUCAGAUUAACCUGACUAUCCCUCCCCAGACACAGGGAUUCAUUUAAUUAUAUUAAUUACUGAUCUAUAUCAGAUCCUGUUAGUGUUCCUCUGUGGCAUGGAAACCCAACCAUUCUAAGAUGUUAUAUUUCUGUGGUUCUGGUGAAGGGUUUGUAUUCCCUGGACAUCUCAAAUUAGGAGCGCAGAUUUAGGAUCCUUUUCUGUGUUCUGGAUAAAAAUGUAGGAAUAAAAUCAGCCUUUACGUCUAAGUCUUCCCCUCUGUGAACAUGGGAGCUGUAUGAAAAUGAAUGGAACUCGGACACUUCAAAACUGGGAACCUGUUAUUAAUCACCUGCUUGUGAUGCUAAGAACAAAACAAAAAAGAGUCUUAUCCCUUCGGAGUAAUGUAGUUGUUAUAGAUUAAAGAUCCAUCGCUUUGAUCA
This is a messenger RNA of Esox lucius (northern pike), 2996 nucleotides long. It is a transcript of the gene zcchc7, whose product is annotated as zinc finger, CCHC domain containing 7. The coding region runs from base 121 to 2076 and encodes 651 amino acids. The record is from RefSeq and is a predicted model, not a curated record. Lineage: Eukaryota; Metazoa; Chordata; Actinopteri; Esociformes; Esocidae. Gene Ontology annotation, molecular function: nucleic acid binding; zinc ion binding. The transcript has 12 exons.